Messenger RNA from Daucus carota subsp. sativus, 1467 nucleotides. RefSeq names its product transcription factor MYB80-like. The transcript is spliced from 2 exons. Bases 442 to 1467 code for a protein of 341 amino acids. The record is from RefSeq and is a predicted model, not a curated record. NCBI's taxonomy places the organism in Eukaryota, Viridiplantae, Streptophyta, Magnoliopsida, Apiales, Apiaceae.
GAGAGAGAGAGAGAGAGAGUUGACCAGGUGUAUUGUGGGUGAGCUACCGGUCAUCCUCUCACACGCACAGCAGCGUUGAAUUCUUUAAUCAAAUCAUGCACUAUAUCCCUCUUCACUCUUCAGCCGUGCUUCCAUGCAUGACUAUGUAGUGACCUUUUUAGUUCUCUUCCAAGCUGUAACUAAAUUUUACCCUGCCUGCCUCUAUUUUUUUAUUUAUACCCACCCAUCUUCACUUUUAUAUCAUUCCUCCCUCCCAACUGCAAACAAACCAAAUCCCCCACUUUUCUAUUCAUAAUUUAUCCUCAACAACAUUAUUAUACAUCUACAACCCUUUGUUAGUUGUUUUAACAGAAACUAAAAAGGAUUUGCUCUUGGUAGUUUUUUAGGAGAGAAGUUAGUCUUUAAAACAGAUGGGUCGCAUUCCAUGUUGCGAGAAGGACAAUGUCAAGAGAGGACAGUGGACUCCUGAAGAAGACAACAAGCUCUCUUCCUACAUCGCUCAGCAUGGCACCCGCAAUUGGCGCCUCAUACCUAAGAACGCCGGUUCUCACACUCUGCUCUUUCUUUCUCUUUUUACUUUUCUCCGUUGAAAGAAAUUGUGUUGUAGUUAAUGUUAUGGUUAAACUACUUAUAGGACUCCAAAGAUGCGGGAAGAGUUGUAGGUUGCGCUGGACUAACUAUCUCCGCCCCGAUCUCAAGCACGGACAGUUCACGGUUGAUGAAGAACACGCCAUAGUGAAACUUCAUUCUGUUGUAGGCAACAGGUGGUCCUUGAUUGCCGCUCAACUUCCCGGGCGCACCGACAAUGAUGUGAAAAAUCACUGGAACACCAAGCUCAAGAAGAAACUUUCUGGGAUGGGAAUUGAUCCUGUGACUCAUAAGCCCUUCUCCCACCUCAUGGCGGAAAUAGCCACCACUCUAGCUCCGCCACAGGUGGCGAAUCUGGCAGAAGCUGCACUAGGAUGCUUUAAAGACGAAAUGCUUCAUCUACUUACCAAGAAACGUAUAGAUUUUCAACUACAACAGUCUGGUGGAACAUCAUCCCUCAACGACAACUCAGCCGCUGCUUAUAACAGCAGCAAACAAGAGGUGAAAGAUGACACAAUUGAUAGGAUCCGCAUGGGGUUAUCAAGGGCAAUCAUACAAGAGCCUGAAAUAAUACCUUCAGAUAAACCCUGGGAUUCAACAGGAGCAACCUCCACAAGCUUCGUUUUCCCUGCAUCUGUUUCUGGAUUCCACUAUGGAGCUUCGUCUUUUGGGAAUGAAAAUAAUGGGUCUCCAUGGAGUCAGUGUACAGGAAGCACUUGCCCAGCAGGAGAUGAGCGGGGUCACUUGCAUGGGAAGCUUAAGGAUGAAAAUGGAGAAGAAUCUGAAGGUAAAGAAGUAAGGGACGGGUCCAGUAUUUUCAAUUCAGAUUGUGUGUUGUGGGAUCUACCCUCAGAUGAUCUGAUAAAUCCCAUGGUUUGA